This is a messenger RNA of Naumovozyma castellii, 2055 nucleotides long. RefSeq names its product Mtc4p (gene MTC4). The coding region runs from base 1 to 2055 and encodes 684 amino acids. Lineage: Eukaryota; Fungi; Ascomycota; Saccharomycetes; Saccharomycetales; Saccharomycetaceae. The record is from RefSeq and is a predicted model, not a curated record. The transcript has a single exon.
AUGACAACUGCCAAGAGGAAAGAAAAAAGCUUCCAUUUGGGCGAUGAAGAUGGUAGUAUACAUGCUAGUAACCCAGGCCGUAUUAAGAUGGCCACCAAGAUAUUGGUAGAUAACAGAUAUGGAUUAAUGGAUGAUUUAAACUUUGCUAGUCAUACCACCACAGGUGGUAUGACCACAGCCGAUGGUAAUAGGUUGAUGAGUACGGGUGAUUUUUUGAAAGACAAUGGGAUCACAUCGCAAAAGGGGAGAGAUGAUUUGUUAAAUACAUCAACUGCACCAAUGACAGCAACUGUUAUUUCAAAGUCUACACGAAUUAAGGCUGAUAGGGUUAGAAUAUACCUUGAUUAUUAUUAUAGUCUGUUGGAGAGAUGCAUAUCCAUUGAUAAUACGGAACAUCGUCAUGAAGGUGUUGAAGGUGUUUAUAAUCCACUACAAGUGAUGAGGAAUAGGAAACUCAGGAAGAAAUAUCGUGGAGGAGCACCAGUAAGAGAAGUUUCAAUAUCGAAAGCUCCUGUUAUUGCUAUUAUUGAUUUUUCCAAGAAGUAUGAAGGCAAGAAUAAAGAGGCAUAUGUAAAGAAGAGAAUGCCAUGGUUUGUUGACAUUAAUGAAAAAUAUAAUGAUCUAAUGUGGAGAACAUCCCAUUGGGAUGAACUAGUAGAUCCAGAAGGAAACCUAUGGUUUGGUGAUAAGGAUAAUCGUAGACACCAUCAUCAUCACCAUCAAAACCGUUUGCAUGCCAAACCAAAAUUACAUCCUCAUAAAAAUAAAGAUCACUUAGAGGUUACAGACCAUAAGAAUGGAGGCAUUACCGCACAACAUUUAGAAGUUUCUAACGCCUCAUCUUCUUCUAGAUCCUCUUCAAAUGAGGAACUCAACAGGAAAAGUACAGAAAAGUCAAGGACACCAUCUCCCUUACCAACUGAUUCACCAAUCUCAUCUCCUAGCCAAAAUGACAGCCCGAAAGGUAUGCCUACAAAUUCAACGGUUGAGGGUAGGAUUGAUGCCAAAGAUCGAUUAAAGAAAAUCGGUAAGAUAAUUGGUAAGACUGGUUCAAAAAGUUGGAUAAGCAAAUCUAAGCAUAAUAUACCAGGUCUUUCAUUAAUAGAUGAUUCUCACGAUAGUACGACUACAUCUACUGCCGCCGGUAAGGUAAAUUACGAAACCCCCGCGACUGCCACAGACAAAGAUGGACAUCGACUUACUUUAUUAAAUGAGAUCCCCGUGCGGAAUAUACGACAUAAUAAACGUGAUUCGAACCUAAAUUCAACUUUCAAUAACGAAAAACCUGUUUUUAACAAGAAUUAUUUGGAUGCCGAGAGGAGCAAUAAUGAGGAAGAAGAAGAAGAGGAAGAAGCAUCAGAAGAAGAAGAUUAUGAGGAUGAGGAUAACGAAGAGGAUGAAGGACUUAAGAUAGAUGUUAAAAAAUCGAAACGUGCUAGUAAUAGUAACGAUACUGAUGAUCAAUUAGUUGAAGGUUUAGCUUCAGGUUCUGAUCUACAAUCUGUACCAGUUGAUGAGAAAUUAACUAAAUAUUGGCAUGACACUCGAUAUAUGCUAAGUACCAUUUCAAUCAUGGAUCAUAGACGAAUGACACAUGAAAUUGUAAAGACAAGAGAGAUUCAAAAGAGGAAUCGUAUGAAAAUUGAAGACGAUGCCGACCUAAAGAUAAAUGAAACAAACAGUAUUAUUGAUACUUAUAAUAAUGAAUUAAAUACUGUUUUACAAAAGGGGAACGACUGGACAUCGAAACUUUUGAAUGAUUAUUCUAUUAGAGUGGAGACUUUAAUUUCUGCUAGUGAUAGAAUUUUAAGUGAUAUAAACACCACGUUAACUCUGAAAUUGAAGUUAUUUCAAGAAAAUACAGAAAGGUAUGGCAGCGUUAAGUUGAUGAAGACACCUAAGAUGAGAAGAUUAAUUUACCGAGUCUUGGAAAUGGCAAUAGUUGUUGUGCUCUGGACUAUUUGGUUAUUUGUGAGCUUCUUAAGAUACAUCAAGUUGGUGUUUAUGUUCAUCUUCCAUCUAUUCAGAAUAGUCUUAAAAGUAAUUUUCUGGUAG